Sugiyamaella lignohabitans is the source of this 1302-nucleotide messenger RNA. RefSeq names its product Yox1p (gene YOX1). The record is from RefSeq and is a predicted model, not a curated record. The coding region runs from base 1 to 1302 and encodes 433 amino acids. Gene Ontology annotation, molecular function: RNA polymerase II cis-regulatory region sequence-specific DNA binding; DNA-binding transcription factor activity, RNA polymerase II-specific. NCBI's taxonomy places the organism in Eukaryota, Fungi, Ascomycota, Dipodascomycetes, Dipodascales, Trichomonascaceae. The transcript has a single exon. Gene Ontology annotation, biological process: regulation of transcription by RNA polymerase II; cell differentiation.
AUGUCAGUCAAUGUUUCUGUUUCUCAUCCUCCAUCGCCUCCUUCGAGCAAUUUCCACAACUCUGUUCAAGCCCGUACAUCUAUUAAGAUGCUUUUAAUUGACGAGGACGAGGAUGUCAGUAAGAAGACCGAGACGGUCUCCACUUUGGGAAAGGAAUCAGGUGAUUAUCCAUACAACAAGGCUCGAAGUCAAACUUCGCCAGUUCCUUCUGCAAGCUCUGCAAUCAUAACUCCAGUCACGACUCCAUUCUCACCUACAGAACAGGAGCAGGAAAAACUCAAAUCCCAGUUAAACUCGGUCAAGUCUCAGUUGCAAGACACUGACUCGGACUGGGAUCAAGAAAGUAACUACGCGUUCAUCUCUCAUUCGCCUUCUACCUUUCCAUACAAACAGCCAUCAAUUGAUAACGCGCAAUUGGCUCGUAGAAAGCGUCGUAGAACUUCCGCUUCAGAACUGUCGGUUCUUGAGAUGAAGUUUAAAGCAUGUCCCAAACCCUCGAAAUGGGUCAGAGAGCAAAUUGCCCAGCAAGUCGGAAUGACUGAAAAGGCGGUUCAAAUUUGGUUUCAAAACAAGAGACAGUCUUGUCGUAAGAACCAGCUUAAAAUGGAGUCUCAAAUUGAAAGCAUGUUGGAGAUUCCUUUUUUAAAUAACGAGAACUCUGGCAAUGCUGAUGCCAAGACCCCAUCUUCUGACUCUGUCAAGACCGAGUCAGUCACUUCUAGUAAUACCACCACUACCACAACUAGAACCAGUCCCACUUCGACUGCUACUGCGACCAAGGAUUCAUUGGUACCUAUUCUUCAUCAUCCCAGACCCCAGUCUCUGCUCAGUCACAUGGCCCAGAACAAACUACCGCCCAUUUUCCCUGCUGCACUUUCAACUCCAUCUGCAUCUCCUUCAACUAGGGCAUCUUCGUUCACGAUUUUCUCAGAUUCCCCUGCUGCUUCAACUGCAAACCUAAGCAUCUCCUCCACAAGCACCACUGCCUCGGCCAGUGCAUCGCCCAUUCAAACACCUGGCCUCAGAUUGUCCAUGUCCUGUGACGGCAAAGCUGAAUUAGUAGUAACUAAAAAAGUCACUCCCGCUGCCACCGCUACCAAUACCACCGCUACUAGCAAGACCGCUGCUGCUACUCCAAGAACACCACUAGGAGCUGCCUCGGCGAACGCUCUCAAUGGCAAGCGUCCUCAUCCCAGUCCACUUAAAACAAAAUCAUUAUCGGCUCCUGCUGUACCAAAAGAUUUCCGCGAAGCAGAAUGCAUUACAAACCUGCUAUCGCUUAGAUCCGGCAUUUGGAACUAG